CAACCCACUCAACCCACGUUGACAACUAAAUAAUCACAUCCUCAAGGGCAUUCAAACAUGGGCUCGAUGGCAAUGAAGAUAAUCCAGAAGAAAUUCCGAUUCCGUCUCCCACCAUCUCUCCCUGCAGAUGCCGCCAUUUACCAAUCUCGCUCUCGCUCUCAUUCUCACGCGCUCACGCUCACUCUCACUUGCAUGUCCUUUUCAUCAUUUAAAGCAUAGCCUGGUUUAGGAUUGGAUCUACCACUGCUGCAGUCUUGCUUUUGGUAAAAUUUAAUCAUAAUCAUAUCUCCCUGCAUUUGCCAAUUCGUCUGGUCUCUUGCACAUUCCUUGGCUUUCCUUCCUGCAGCCUCCUUAAAUAAUAAAGCUCCUCCAAACCCUCCUUGCGCAUUCUUGGAACCGGCGAACAUCUGCUUGUGUUUUCGUAUAUUCAAUCUUUCCAAUUCCAAUUCAACAUCAUCUGAAACGUCUACUUUCUUUCCAAUCGAACUUUCGAAUUUGCGUAUAUCGUCCUUCAAAUAUAAUGGCUGCAAACGGUACAGCUCCCUCUUCUGCCAAUGAAGAGCAGAACAAAUUCUUCGAAGAUUUCGGCGUCUGGAAGGAAGCUCCUAUACUUAUAGGAAGCACCAAAUUUACACCAUUACCAGAUGUUAAGAAUAUCAUGAUUACGGGAGGAGCGGGGUUUAUUGCGUGUUGGCUGGUACGACAUUUGACAUUGACAUACCCCGAUGCUUAUAAUAUUGUUUCUUUCGACAAGUUGGAUUACUGUGCUUCAUUGAACAACACCCGGGCACUCAACGACAAGCGCAAUUUCACCUUCUACCAUGGUGAUAUCACAAACCCAUCGGAAGUUGUAGACUGCUUGGAACGAUACAACAUCGACACAAUCUUUCAUUUCGCAGCACAAUCUCAUGUUGAUUUGAGUUUCGGAAAUUCAUAUGCCUUCACACAUACAAAUGUUUAUGGUACCCACGUUCUUCUCGAGAGUGCCAAAAAGGUUGGGAUCAAAAAGUUCAUUCAUAUCUCUACAGAUGAGGUCUACGGAGAGGUCAAGGAUGAUGAUGAUGAUCUUUUGGAAACCAGCAUUCUGGCACCCACAAACCCAUACGCUGCGAGCAAGGCAGCAGCCGAGAUGCUGGUUCAUUCUUACCAGAAGAGCUUUAAGCUACCUGUGAUGAUUGUACGCAGUAACAAUGUUUACGGUCCACAUCAAUACCCUGAGAAAAUUAUUCCAAAAUUCAGUUGUUUACUCCAACGUGGACAACCAGUUGUAUUACAUGGAGAUGGAACUCCCACCAGAAGAUAUCUUUUCGCUGGUGAUGCAGCUGAUGCAUUUGAUACUAUUCUUCACAAGGGCACAAUUGGACAGAUCUACAACGUUGGCUCAUACGAUGAGAUCUCCAAUUUGACAUUGUGUUCAAAGUUACUCACAUACUUGAACAUCCCCCACAGCACUCAGGAAGAGCUUCAUAAGUGGGUCAAGCAUACUCAGGAUCGACCUUUCAACGAUCAUCGAUACGCAGUCGAUGGAACCAAGCUCAGACAAUUAGGUUGGGAUCAAAAGACCAGCUUCGAGAAUGGAAUGGCGAUCACUGUUGACUGGUAUCAGAGAUUUGGCGAAAGAUGGUGGGGUGAUAUCACCAAGGUGCUUACACCAUUCCCCACAGUUGCUGGUUCGGAAGUGGUGGGUGACGAUAACAAUCCUGUUGAAGAGCUUAGAGAAGAGAUGGUGGUCGACGCUGAUGACAAUAUGAUUUUGGGCAAGAAAAGGAAGUUGAAUGGCGUUCCGGGUGGAGUGGCUCAAGCAGUGGAAGCAUAGGUUAUUUUGGUUAUAGUCUCUGACUCACCUGCACUGCAUUGAUUGCACUUCAGCUUCUUGCUUGGUGGCGUAGAAAAUGGAUUGGUGAUUGAUGAUUUAGGGGGUUGGCUAUCGGACACAAUUUUAGAGCGUGCGUUUUUUAUAUUCCCCAUGGGCAGACCUAGUUGAUUGGUGGUACAUCCAUAGAUGAUGUUGAUGUUAGAGACUUCUUUAUGAAUAUUGGCUUGGGGUUUCUGGUUGGAUUGAAUGGGAUUGGAUUGAUAAGUAUGAAUUAGGAUAUACUUGAUCACAAAAUAAAAAGAUGUCAUUUUUUUUUGGAAGAAUAAUUU
Molecule: messenger RNA, 2145 nt
Organism: Botrytis deweyae
Lineage: Eukaryota; Fungi; Ascomycota; Leotiomycetes; Helotiales; Sclerotiniaceae
Exons: 4
Coding region: 521-1816 (431 amino acids)
Biological process (GO): nucleotide-sugar metabolic process
Molecular function (GO): dTDP-glucose 4,6-dehydratase activity
Source: RefSeq, a predicted model, not a curated record